Molecule: messenger RNA, 757 nt
Organism: Umbelopsis ramanniana AG
Lineage: Eukaryota; Fungi; Mucoromycota; Umbelopsidomycetes; Umbelopsidales; Umbelopsidaceae
Exons: 5
Coding region: 4-453 (149 amino acids)
Source: RefSeq, a predicted model, not a curated record
ACCAUGAACACUUUAUUGAGACAGACCACCCGUAUUGGCUCGGCGAGCAAGGUGUGCAGGCCUCUAUCUUUAAGCCGUGGGUACUCUACGGAAGCGCCAAAGGCUGUCGGUGCUGUGCGAGGGGGUCUGUUGGGAUUUCUGCUCGGUGUCACUAUAUCAGGAGGUGUGGGAUACUAUUACCUUUUGGAAGAGUAUAACACCGCUUCAGCGACUUUGUUGAGCUCAGUACAGGAUUUGCAAGCGUCUACCGAAAAGGUGCGAGAUUAUGCACGACGAAUUGAAUCAAUCGAUCGGGAUCUAUCUAAAUUGAAGGAAACAACCGCAACGACACAGCAACUUCAGGAUUUACGAGUCGAAUUGAAGAAGCUUUAUGACGCACUCAACAUCGAGCAUUUGGAACUGAAAACGCAUGUUUGGGGCUUGGAACAAGAUAUCACUCCAAAGGCAAAAUAAAGCGCGCUACAUAUAAGAGGUCUGUGAAGCUGAUAGAAAGACUACUACUGUUAAUAAAGCCUAUCGCAUGGAUACUUUACGCAAAAUCGGUUGAUGUGUGCCUGGCAGAGGACAACGAGACUGAGUAGGAAAUGUACAUCUAGUAAGCUGCUACUUUAGGCUACGAUGCCGCUUAUUAGCUCGCUGCUGAGGAUUGAGCCGAAGCUGAAAAGGAAUGGUGUAGAGGAGAAUGAAUGUUGAUGUCAUAAUGCUUGAGAAGUGAAUAGAGAAUGAUGCCAUGUCGAAGGUAAACGUUGUAAUGGUC